Molecule: messenger RNA, 231 nt
Organism: Haemonchus placei
Lineage: Eukaryota; Metazoa; Nematoda; Chromadorea; Rhabditida; Trichostrongylidae
Source: the annotation of a GenBank genome assembly
AUGACAUCGGCUUUUGCUGAAUUCCAGGAUUACUCACAAAGGCUUGAUGCCGAUGUAGUGGUAGGUGUCUUUGUCGUCGUCGUACGGCUGGCUGUCUGUUGUCCGCCGAGUUGCUCAGGAAGGGGCGUGGCCAAGCCUCACUUCACUCGCAACCGCGAUGCGAACUUGUCUUCUCGCCUGCUUACUGCUGAUUACAGCAUCGUCGUUUGUCGAUGCUAAGAAAAAGAGUGA